AAAGUGUUUUUUUUUAUUUUUUUAUAUCGCUGUAAUCCUUGAAGUCGCAGAAUGGAAAUAAUCAGAGGAAGUUUAGAGGAUAUUUCCCGACCUGCUUCGAGUGAACAAACAGGUAGCCGUGUUUCAAGCGUGUCUUUACCUCAUCAUGACAGAAUUUGUCCAACAACUCCGUUUUCCCUUGUUGUUUUGACCAAGGAUGCGUCUGAUAUUCAGAUCCAAAGUAGCUCUGAAGAAACUAUUGUCAACUCUUCAGCCAGAGGCCCUGACAAAGGUCAUGCAAAUUUCACUGAUGAAGAGAAAGAAGAUUACAAGCUACAGAGAGCCAUUGAGGAAAUGAGACUCCUUGAUGAAAUAUUGUCUGAAAAGAUCUGCAGAGAAAAAGAAAUCAGGCGUCAAAGGAAAGAUUUUCAGGCAAGACUCUGGCAAGAGCUCCUGCAGAGUAAGCCUGAAGGUCACUCUGAAUGUGUUCAUGAGGCUCUGAACACAAGGUUGUUUCUGGCUCUUGAGGCACCCACUGGGACAGAUGAGGAGGAAAUCUUUAUGUCUGUGUUUGAAACUCAAGUUCCUGACUGUGAGCACACCACAGACAGCAAAUACAUGGAACAAAGUGAAAAGAUGCCAGACAGCAUGACAGAAUCAUUUGAAGUAGGCCAUGAGGGGAGUGGGGAAGAGCAAUUUGAAAGCAGCCACUGUGGAGCUUCCAAAGGCAAGAAAAAACAGAAGGACUUUGUCAAGAGAAACAUUGAGCUAAUAAGUGGUGAAGGGUCCGAGGUGGUUUUGACCCAGGCAGAGAGAGAGCGGCUGGCCGAGCUCCUGCAAGAAGUAGACGAAGCGGAAGAAGACAACGCCAGAGGGGCAGACAUUGAGGAGGACAUGUAUGCUGUGUCAGUCGCCACAGGCCACGGCUACACCCCGGAGCCCUCCGACCUCGAGCAGCUGAAUACCAUUGAGUCCAAAAUUCGCCUUUACCUCCCUGCGGAAGAAUCUCUCUCAGUGCAAAGCUCAUACACAAACCUUGGAAGCAUGUCCCAGAGCAGCGGCUCACAGGUUGGCUGGACGUGCGAUGGGGACCCACAACCAGGAGAAGAGGUCCUGCAGGAUAUAAAGGAGAGAAGAGGGCAGGACCGGCGGCUCCAAGAGAUCCAACAGCAGCUGGAGCUCCUGGGUCAGAGCCAGGAGAUUACUAGUGAGCCACUGGACCUUACAGAGGAGCAGUUACUUAGUCUGCUGGAUGAAUGUGAACUAACACAGGCCUGGGCCCAAGAUCUUCAGACACCAUGUCCCAGUUGAACCUCUGCUUUCAGAAUGCGUACCAAAAGAUGCUGCAUCGCUGUGAUGUAGCCAGAGAACAAUAACUGGAUCUAAAGAUGUUCAAAUAAGAGACACAAUCAUUAUCAGAAGAGAUUUUCACCUACGAUAAUAAUUGUUCUGUACAGCUUUAAAUGGAUGUAGAUGUUACAACAUUUUUCUCUAUGUCUACAGUAAUAUAACUAAUAAUGAACAUGUUUCACAAUUGUCAGGAUUGGAUAAAUUAUAGCGCUAACCUUUGGUAUAUGGCUAAACCUUGGAUAAAACUGUUAUUUUGAUCCUAAUCUGUCUCCGUUUUUAUUAUACAGCUGGAUUGCAUCCUGUUGCUUUUAUUUGUGUAAAUGGCUCUGCAUGAGGAAGCUAAGCAGCGGGGCCACCCUUUGUAUUAACCUGAGUAUCAUAAUAUGAGAACAGAAAAUUGCUGUCAUUAAGUGUAAUAACAGGGUACGGUGGCCACAGAAUGUUCUACUGCACACAAAUACGCUCAGCUGACAGCAGCGGGUCUGUUUAGAGAAGUCUGAAAAUCCUUAUUGUAAUAACUUUCUCCUCUUCUUUGAAUUGUGACAUGUCUCAGUUAGUAAUGGGAGUCCAAGCAUCCAAUUGAUAGCUCCAGCUCAGCUCCAAGCAUUCCUUUCAUUCCUUCCCCUAUAGGUGAUCUGCUUCAGAGUGGGUCAGAUUAGAAGGAUCCUCUGAAAUCGGACCCUUCGUGGCCACUCAAAUUUUCA
Messenger RNA from Labrus mixtus (cuckoo wrasse), 2033 nucleotides. RefSeq names its product fibrous sheath interacting protein 1 (gene fsip1). The transcript is spliced from 11 exons. The record is from RefSeq and is a predicted model, not a curated record. Lineage: Eukaryota; Metazoa; Chordata; Actinopteri; Labriformes; Labridae. The coding region runs from base 52 to 1290 and encodes 412 amino acids.